Messenger RNA from Trichoderma harzianum CBS 226.95, 554 nucleotides. RefSeq lists its product as hypothetical. Bases 154 to 465 code for a protein of 103 amino acids. NCBI's taxonomy places the organism in Eukaryota, Fungi, Ascomycota, Sordariomycetes, Hypocreales, Hypocreaceae. The transcript has a single exon. The record is from RefSeq and is a predicted model, not a curated record.
GCGCGUCGUGGGAGACAGGAGCGGUAUGACGGUGAGCCUUGAUGCGAGCGGCCCAGGGGGAGGCCCAUUGGUGUUUGAGAGCGAGCGGUUGGCCGGGUUCAAGGGCAAAAUCAUCGAGUGAUGGCAUCAUUGGGGGGUGUUUGGUGAUCUCACAUGGGGGGAGGAGGAUUGGCAUGGUAUUUUUUGGCCACUGGAUGGGCACGACUUACGUAUGUAACGCAUAUCAUAGAAACACUGUACUGUACGGACGGUAAUUUUUUCACGUUUCCGUGCCAUUCCUUUUUGUUUACCUUGCGAUUUUUGUCCUUGCCUAUCGCUAUCCCAACGGGACCCAGUCCGGUAUUCGUUUCCGUUAAUGAUCUUCACAGCAAGGUUCUUCACUACCGCAACUCGAAACCUUACGACGAACAGGGGUGCUUGCAGCGAAAAAGUUUCCAAUUACUAGCAGAUGGAGAAAAAAGCUAAAGCAAAUGGAAAUCAAGCUUGUGCCAAGUUACGGGAAAAAAGCACGCCUGGGAUUUGCUUCCUUUUUUCCCAUUCUUACCUGGGAAGUC